AUGUCUCUAACACAACGACCCCCCGUCACACAACAUGAACUCGCUCAAGCGGCGUCUCAAGUACACUAUGCGUUGUUGAAGAACCCGUCACCCCACUGCCCCAACAUCGCAACAUGGGCACCAUGGUUGGAGUUCGCCAUUGGUGAGGUCCACAGGGUGUUCUACGAAGGACGCUUACGCUUCAAGAGCGUUCCGAGCAGAGCCCUCUACGCUUGCUACGAGAUGGAGAGGGGUUUCCACGACUCCUCGUACGUCCCCUGUCUCUGGGACAUCCGACAAUUCAGCAGCAACGCAGAGGCGGCGGAAGCAUACGGCUUCGACUUUGGUUUGGAGGCAAACGAUCAAGGUGAUGUCCCCGUCCUGGAGUGGAAGGACAUGGAGAAAAAGAGCUGGAUUGAAUGCAGUGAGUUUUUUCCAGUCUCCGUAUUGCUUGGCGUUCAACAGUCGCCAGUUACACCGCGAACUACCGUCGCGUCCUCAUCGAAGGCUGCCGUCCCCUCCUCCUCCAAGGCUGCCGUGGCGUCCUCGUCCAAGGCUGCCGUCACCUCCUCGUCCACGGUGAUUCCUCCAGCCGACCGCCUUUCGAAACCACCAGCCGAAUCGCGAUCGGCGAUCUCCGCUCGAAAGGCAUUGACUGGCGACGAAUCCAUGGACGCGGAAGAUAUUAUAGUUGAUCCUGAACCCCCACAAACAAGCAUGUCCCACGAGCGAUGUAGCAGCGAGCCUACGCCCCAAAAGCGACGAAGGAGAAAGACGAAGAAGCGGAAGCAUCGGGAGGCGCCUGCGAACACCUCAGAGGAAUCUACGAACGGCGCCUCUUCCCCGGAGAUGUCAGAUGUUGACCAGCGGCAGACGCGGUCGAAGGCGUCUGCCACUGGUAAGGGAAGUCUGGGCACCGCUGGCGAGGCGUCCGACGAUCCUGCAAAACGUUCGAACACCUCAGAGCCAUACGUUCCACCUGAAGAUUUCUUUCCUCCAUUCAACCCCCCACCAGGAUUCUAUCCGUGCGCACGGGCACCACGGCCGACCGACAAGGACCCCUAUGACUGGCGAUGCAGGAACUGCCGAGAGGCCGACGUCGACUGCAUCUUCUUCCCCUUCUCGCCUAGUAAGAAGGGUUUCGCUCCAGGCUACGGCGCCUAUAAGGCCGCCGUGCAAUGGGCGAAUCCGCACAUUUACCCUAACCCCAUUCCCGUAUCGACGAAAAACUAUCCAUACAAUUCGCGGGCGCCCCCACCUCCCAUCAGCGCAGAAAACCCUGAUCCACAAGAGGAUGCGGAUGGCGAAGGCCUUGUGGCCGCCAAGCCACCGGCGAAGAAGCGUCGGCAUGCUGCAGGUGUUGCAGCGCGCCCUCAACCGACACCCGAGUCACUGGCUCCGCAUAAUCAGGCACCACCGCCUCCUGAUCCGGUGGAGGAGCUCCGCAGCCUUGCCGGGAUUGCGCCAUCCAACCACGCGGAUUUUGUUUCCCGUGGGGAUUACAACAUCCUCCUCAACCGCCUCGAGGACCAGGCUGCGAGGACGCGAGAGCUCGAGCUCAAAGUCGCUGAGAUGCGUGGCCAGCUGGACGGGAUCCUCUUCUCGCACGGCGGUGGAUUUCAGGCGGCUGGAUCUAUGUUUUCACGCUCGCCGUUCGCACCGUCAGGGGCAGCUCGCCCGUUCAGUGGGAUCCAGCAGACACUCCUCAAUCUCGGCCGCGCCAUCACCUUCGGGCUCUGCGCUGCCACUGCCGCCGUCCAGGUCGAGCACGGCAUCGCGAUCGACAUCCGUAGCGUCUUCAUUCGGAUUCCAAAGCGAGGAGGGCGCCUCGAGAUCUUCGACCGGCUGCAAGGACGGCCCACAAAGGGGGCUGAGAUUGAUUGUCCCGAAGCGCUCGACGUGAAGAUAUUCGAAGACUGCAUCCACGCGGUUGACUCUAUAGAAGAGGCGAUCCACAACAAAUAUUCGAUGGAUUGGACGAUAGCAGAACACAUCAACGUCCUGCCCAAGGGCCAUGGAGUACGGCGCGUGAUUGUCGACGCCGAUCAGGUUCCACUUGUCUGGGCACUCCCCGAUCUGUUGUCAGCAGCCCGUCAUAAUGACCUGUUUGAUGCCACCAAAAAGCUUAAAACAUUUCUUGACAAGCCCACAAUGCAGACGUCUUCCUGGCGUAAAUUCAAGGGGUUCUUCAAUUCGAACGCAGACGGAGGUUGCGGCAUCUUUGGGAUAGUUCCGCAGAUGAAGGACGUGUUCACCGGUGAAGUUCGCGAGUCGCGAGACUUCUAUGAGGCCAAGUCCAAGGCUGGUUGCAAACGAUCACUCGAAUUGGCGCAAUAUUGGAUGCCAUCUUACGUAUUCUCGUCCCCAGCCAGCAUAAGCAACUUCCGCCAUUGGUACGAUCUCCUCGUCACCCUUGGAAAUUACGGACACGGCGCAUAUAUCGGACUUCAAAGUCUCGGGUACUCCGUUCCGUACAGGCCGGGCACUGGGGUGCUGGUCUUGGCCAACGUUGUGGAACAUGGCGUUCCCGAGGUCGAGGGUACGAGAAUCGCUAUCUCUUGGUACAACCGUCGAGACAUGGUUGGUAUUUGGGGUGAUGAGGACGAUGUUGUGGCGCCAUCGGAGACAGUCCAAAACUUAGUUAUGCGGAUUCUUCGCGAAACCGCAGUGCAUUCGUUGUAA
Messenger RNA from Epithele typhae, 2661 nucleotides. RefSeq lists its product as uncharacterized. Lineage: Eukaryota; Fungi; Basidiomycota; Agaricomycetes; Polyporales; Epitheliaceae. Bases 1 to 2661 code for a protein of 886 amino acids. The record is from RefSeq and is a predicted model, not a curated record. The transcript has 16 exons.